Metarhizium robertsii ARSEF 23 is the source of this 1329-nucleotide messenger RNA. Its product is annotated as glycosyltransferase family 25 protein. Lineage: Eukaryota; Fungi; Ascomycota; Sordariomycetes; Hypocreales; Clavicipitaceae. The record is from RefSeq and is a predicted model, not a curated record. The transcript has 3 exons. The coding region runs from base 1 to 1329 and encodes 442 amino acids.
AUGGCUAGUCGAACCAACAUAUCGUCGUCCCCCGGCCCUCUUUGCUUUCUUCUCCUCCUCCCGCCAUUGACAUUGACCCAACCCUCCUUGAUGCAAGCGCCGCAAACUGUCAAGUGCGCAAUGAAGACGGAGAGCAAUACUAUGCUUGGGUUUCUAGGGCGGCGAGUUCUCUGGCCUCUGGGCAUCUUGAUUUUCAUUUCAGCUCUUUUCACUCUGCAACGAAGGCAUUUCACCGAUGGACCCAGCAUCGCACAUUCCCGGUCCUCGGACAAAAGCGACAGCCUCAAACACGUUUUCAACUCGACGCUCGGGUUCCAAGACAUCCUUGUUGUCGGCAUGCCAUCCCGGACAGAUCGUCGCGACGGCAUGAUACUCGGCGCCGCUCUCUCGGGGCUUAAAAUCAACUUUAUCGACGGCGUGAAAGGCGAAGACGUCUACGAAAAGGCAAUCCCGGUACCCGAGGAUCGUAAUAACCACCUCAAGGGUCCCGGCCUGGGCUCCUGGCGGGCUCACAUGAACGCCAUUCACGACGUCGUUCGAAGAAACUUGUCGUCGGCGCUGAUUAUGGAAGACGAUGUAGACUGGGAUGUUAGGAUUCGCGAACAGCUUCAUGACUUUGCGGCGUCGAGCCGAGCGCUCACCCAGCCCUUGCGACACCAGCCUGGCCAAUACGCCGAUCCCACAUACCCCAACCCAGUCGAGGGCUCGCCAAAGAAGGUGCCCGACAUGAACUUCCACAGCCUUCCCGACACCGUGCAGCCUCUAAUGUCCCCGUAUGGAGACAACUGGGACGUCCUUUGGCUCGGGCACUGCGGCAUGCAUUUUGUGUUUGAACACAGCAAUCUGAUAGCCAAGGGCCGCGUGGUCAAGGAGAAUGACGUCUCGGUCCCGCCCAAGAAGAACCUCUGGUCCAUCAACAAGCCCUUCUCGCUGGUGGAGGAGUACCCAGCACAUACACGAGUUGUCCAUCACGCGCAAGAGGGCGUCUGCAGCCUCGCCUACGCCGUUAGUCAACGGGGUGCCCAAAAGAUGCUCCGUGAGAUUGCGCUCAAGCCGGCGACGGAUGCGUUCGACAUUCUGCUGCGGUUCUACUGCGAGGGCACCCACGAUCGCACCAAACAAGAGUGUCUGAGCGUCAACCCAAGUCUCUUCUCCCACCAUCGGCCGGUUGGGCCCAUCGGUGCGUCUAGCGAUAUUGGCGACCACGGCGAGGGAUACAGACACGAGGCAUCGACAGACAUGGUUCGGUUCAGCGUACGGCUGAAUGCCGAAGUCAUUCUGAACGGAAGUACCAAUUACAUUGAUCAGUUCCCCGACUCUGCGGAAUGA